AUGUGGGCCAAGGGCGCCGACUUCAUUGCCCGUUCUUACGGAACAUACAUAAUUCACUUCCCUAAAAAUCUUUUAAAGAAACGUACGUCCCACUUGGGCUACCGCUUAAAUUACUUACGAAAUGCUCGAAAAGUUGGUAACGAUGCUGAUUGUACUCUGGAGCAACAACAACAUAUACGUGGUCGAAGUUCCUUCGAAGGCCCCACGACGUCUUCGAGAGUAUCUAAUGCAAGAGCACAGUCGGCAGCCAGCAGCGGCCUCCAACAACAUGAAGCUCCUCGCUACAUUCAUCUGCGUCGCGGCGUCCCUGGCCACUUGCAGUGCACAGAUCGUCACGGCGCCCCCACCGGUGUCCAACGCCUUGAAAACCGACGGGUGCGGUACGGGUGUCGUCCCAACGGCCUGCGCAGGCCUCUGCGACAAGCUCUGUCUCAGCGUCAAGUGCACCGGCGGCGUUUGCUCGGCGGACGCGACCACCGUCUCUUGCCGGUGUUACGAUCAGUUUUCGACAACCGCGUCGACGACAUGCCCGACAACCCCGCCGACGACACGCCCGACAACCCCGCCGACAACAGCAUGUUGAACACCCUCGUCUGGCAGCAUGCUGCCGCUAUGACCUUAUCGCAAUAAAACACACAAAAAAGUUAUUUGGGUA
Molecule: messenger RNA, 655 nt
Organism: Thrips palmi
Lineage: Eukaryota; Metazoa; Arthropoda; Insecta; Thysanoptera; Thripidae
Exons: 4
Coding region: 1-630 (209 amino acids)
Source: RefSeq, a predicted model, not a curated record